Molecule: messenger RNA, 1038 nt
Organism: Spea bombifrons (plains spadefoot toad)
Lineage: Eukaryota; Metazoa; Chordata; Amphibia; Anura; Pelobatidae
Gene: LHFPL5
Product: LHFPL tetraspan subfamily member 5
Exons: 4
Coding region: 276-941 (221 amino acids)
Biological process (GO): detection of mechanical stimulus involved in sensory perception; sensory perception of sound
Cellular component (GO): plasma membrane
Source: RefSeq, a predicted model, not a curated record
CUAGCUCAGGAUGAAUUAUGCAGAAGGUAUAGCAUUACAACUGCUAGGCCAGGUGGAUACUCAUUAUAGCGACGCCUGUAAUGUUAUCCUUUUAGGUUUCCGAACCACCUGAGCCACAUCACUUUUCUGCAUCCAGCUACAUUUGUGCCCAACCUUUCUAUUUCUUAAAAAUACAUAUAAAUGGGAAAGGCAAAUGGUCGCAUGAAGAACGUUUGAUAUCUUGGAUCAGAUCUUUAAGGUCCAGUCUUCAAGGACAACCCUUGCUCCAGAUCACCAUGGCUCCGCUGCUGCCAGCACAGGAAGCAGCCAAAAUUUACCACACCAACUAUGUACGCAAUGCCCGUGCCAUUGGAGUAUUAUGGGCUGUGUUCACCAUCUGCUUUAACAUCAUCAUGGUAGAGGUCUUCAUCCAACCUUACUGGAUUGGAGACAGCCUAAACACCCCCCAAGCUGGCUACUUUGGCCUGUUCAGCUAUUGCAUUGGCAAUGCCCUGACAUCAGAGCUCAUCUGCAAGGGAAGUGCCUUGGACUUUGAGAGUAUCCCAUCAGGAGCAUUCAAAACAGCUAUGUUUUUUGUAGGUGUGUCAAUGUUCCUGGUGAUGGGCUCCAUGUUGUGUUUCAGCCUUUUCUUCUUUUGUAAUUCAGCCACAGUGUACAAAAUCUGUGCAUGGAUGCAGUUGGCUGCAGCUGCUGGCCUGAUGAUUGGAUGCCUGAUUUACCCGGAUGGAUGGGACUCUCCAGAGGUCAAACGUAUGUGUGGGGAUAAGACAGACAAAUAUUCACUAGGCUAUUGCACAGUGCGCUGGGCCUAUAUUCUUGCUAUUAUCGCAAUCAUGGACGCACUUAUCCUGUCUUUUCUUGCCUUUGUUUUGGGAAAUCGGCAAGAUAGCUUGCUACCUGAGGAUUUCAAGAUCCAGAGCAAAGAAGAGGAAGGUAGCUGAAAAACAUCUGUCUGCUUCAAAACUGGACAUAGAAACAUGUCUGAAUUUCUUUCAGUGUGAAAUUACUCAAAAUGCAUCUACAAUAAGACACACAGCU